GUGCACCACCACCAUCGCCACCAAAAAACUUAACAAUUUGAAGGAUGGAGCCCACCAGGCGCAGGGAGUCUGUUUGCAGGAGCUUGUUUGGCCCGGUGGACCACAGCCAGCUGCGCCGGGACUUGAAGCUGAAGCUUAAGGCGAUCAUUGAGGAGGACAGCCGGCGCUGGAAUUUUAACUUCGAGUGUGAAACCCCGCUGCCCGGCCGGUUUCAGUGGGAGGAAAUACCUGGAGUCUGCACUGCGGCUUUCCAUCAGGAUCCCGCACGGCCGAAGGACGCUGCCCACGGUUCAGGUGGGGACAGGCCGAGCGACGGCGAAGAAGGCGCAGGGACCGACCAGGAGAACUGCUCCAUCAUCACCAACAAGCGCAAGAGUCCCACUGAAGAGACGCUCCACAGGAGGAAGAGGGCGCUCUCCAAACCGGCAGCCAGUCUCAAAGACAAUGCACGGAUCACAGAUUAUUUCGCAAAGAGAAGGAGGACAACAACAACCAAGAGCAUCCCGAAACAUUUUCACGUCGGUUCUAAUGAAGCAGCUCUGCGCAAGACUUUAAGAUGAACAUGCAGCUGAAAAUGAC
Neolamprologus brichardi is the source of this 579-nucleotide messenger RNA. It is a transcript of the gene cdkn1ca, whose product is annotated as cyclin dependent kinase inhibitor 1Ca. Gene Ontology annotation, biological process: negative regulation of cyclin-dependent protein serine/threonine kinase activity; negative regulation of mitotic cell cycle. Gene Ontology annotation, cellular component: nucleus. NCBI's taxonomy places the organism in Eukaryota, Metazoa, Chordata, Actinopteri, Cichliformes, Cichlidae. The record is from RefSeq and is a predicted model, not a curated record. Gene Ontology annotation, molecular function: cyclin-dependent protein serine/threonine kinase inhibitor activity.